AUGGCGCUACGUGACCUGCUCCGAGUCCACAAGGAGAUCGAAGAUGUCAACGCCGAUUUCCAUUCUCUCCGAACUGUUUUAAGAAAUACACGAAACAAAUCUAAAUGGAAUUUUGUCAUGUUCCCCAAUGACGGCGCACUUUCGCAUCUCCCUCUGAUCGGCGAACUUAUCAUCCCCGAAGAUUACCCGGACUGCCCUCCUGUACUUCACCUUUUCACUCGUACUCUGCGAUACAAUGUUGAUGUCUAUCGAUCCCACCUCACCAACGACAACCACAGCACGAUGUGCUUUGACAUUCUAUCGAGUAAAUCCAGGGGAGGUACCUGGGAAAAUGAUUACACAAUAUCCUGUCUGUUUGCAAGUCUGAUGCAAGCUUUGGUGACACAGCGAGUGCCCCAGACUUAUGGCCCCGAUAAGCCAGAGUUCGUUACUAUGGAUAAGCUCAAUGAAAUAAAAAAGACCGUACAUGACACUUAUCGGUCGUACAAAAAUCGUUUCCCUCAUCUUCCUACUAUACCCAUGAUUCACGCUGUCUCAGUCGCAGCCAUGCCAUUCAUUUUCACACGACUCGACAAUGAAACUCCACUUGAUUCCCUCCAUUUCCAAGCCGAUGACAAGUAUGUCAGCCAACCAAUCUAUCUUCAAGAUCUCCAAAAUGAACAGUCCUGGUCAACAGCCCUAGACCUACGAAACCUGCAUCCAGGUGUUGUCUUCUCCGUGAUACUUUCGAACAAGCGGGGAGUCGACGUUGUUGGUAAGAAAAACGAUACCAUAUUGAUUCGAAAUGGUGUGACUGGAACUGCGGCAAAAAAGCGAGCAAACGAACCAAUCUCCUGGUUCUACCACGGAAAGCCAUUGAACGACCAGAAUCUCUCCGUCUGCGUGACUGUGACUAGCGACCAGUUUGUGAUCUCCUACAAGGAUGACGAUACCAAUACCUUCAUCGUUCACGGAGAUACUCCUAUAUCAAAACUUGGAAAAGCACAAAUUGGGGAUGUGGCAGGUAUGCCAUUUUACCUGACCAUUUUGUUAAAACGCAAGACCGGGGCGGAAGGGUUUAUCAAUGUCCUCGAUCAAAAGCAAGUUGGAUUCAUUCAUGCCAACCAAAUUGGGACACCAAUGACAAUCCGCAGCAAAUAUCCAGCCUCAGUGAGCCUGACCUUGGACAAUGAGCAAACAGCUCGUCUACAAGGUGUCAUUGAUUUCUAUGGGCUGGGGCUGGACUUCCAGGUCCAAAAAAAUGUCUUGUCCCCGGCAAAACAUACGCUCAUUUCUUCGACCGAAUUUCCCAAGGAAAGAUAUAUGAACGCGAUCGAUGAAAUGUAUACCCCACUACGUGACAAGGUGGUAGAGAUGAAUGUAACAGCUAUCAUAGCGGAUAAAGACUGCGUUGCUCUUUUGACAGAUACCCACCGAUGCCUGGAGGAUCAGGCGGAACUACCAUCUUUACCGGAGAGAAGACUUUCCACUUUGAUAAUGCGAUUACGGAAUAAUACUGUGAUGCCGAAUUGUGUCGAUGAAUUGCUAGGACGAGUGUCUGAGGACCCUCAAAAGGACUGGAUUCAUGUUGGAGACGUUCAUAUUAAACUGCCUCAACCGAUCAAGGUGGUAUGUCGGUUAAAAUUUGAGUUUUGA
Messenger RNA from Penicillium manginii, 1635 nucleotides. Its product is annotated as ubiquitin-conjugating enzyme E2 variant. The record is from RefSeq and is a predicted model, not a curated record. Lineage: Eukaryota; Fungi; Ascomycota; Eurotiomycetes; Eurotiales; Aspergillaceae. The coding region runs from base 1 to 1635 and encodes 544 amino acids. The transcript has a single exon.